AUGGCGGCGCAGGGAGGCGUCCUGUUCCAGGAGAAGGUCAGCAGGCUGCUCAGCAGACAGGACGGGAAACCAGUGUUGAAACCCAACAGGACUUUGGCUCUGAGAGAUGCUGUAGCCAACCGCAAACUCAAGAAAGGAGAGGCCACCUGUAUCACAGAGAUGUCAGUCCUGAUGGCCUGUUGGAAGCAGAACAACUUUGUGGAUGGUCUGUGCUCUAAUGAGAUGAACGCCUUCUACACUUGUGUUGAGAAGGCUCAGGCUGCUAUGAAGAAUAAACCUGAGCAGACCAGUAUCCAGGGAGGACGUCUGCACCCAAAACAAGCCACAACCCUGCUGAAGAGAUAUCCCAACUUGCGCAAUGAGAUCUAGGAAGCAAGCUUUUUAAUGCAUUUGUUAUACGGACUUAAUGUGCAGGUUAAAAACAGGCCACUGGACUGAGAUGUGGCACUAGGUUUAAUCAUGUUACGGUGUUGUCCAGAAUUGUCAGCUACUGUAUGAUUAAACAAUGGGAUACCAUAUACAUUUAUCAAAUUAAUAAUGCAAGGGGCAGACCACUGAAAAGGGUGAUUUCAACACAAACACACCAAACUACUCCAUCAGUAUGUGACUUCAGGUUUCCUAAGGUUAUUCAAUUAUUUAAUAUUCAGUUAUUUGCUGGCCAAUUUUCUGGUUUAGCUUUUGUAUUCACAAAACACUGUUGUAUGGUUUGAAAUAUAAUGUGACAUUCUCUUUGUGUCCUAAAUAGGCUCUGAUGAAAAUGACAUGAUCUUGUCUCAACCCAAUUUAGCAGAGUGGUCUCAUUCAGUGCAGAGGUGUUAUUGAUGGAUGUGAUGGAAUUAUUAUUCUUGGGUUUCAUGGCUCCUGGCCGGGAAGUUACUGUUUAUCACUGAAUGCUGAAUGCCUCAUCAUUCUUAUGGAAGCUGAGAGUGGUGGUUAACAAAUGCUGAAAUAAAAUAAGCCUAUCAGACAGACAGGGUUACAUAGAUUACCAGUAAGCAAAGCUCACUGUGGUUGAUAUGGAACUUCCUGAAUGCAUUUAAACCUUUUUUUAUGAUCAAAUAAUUCAUCAGUUUUUCCCUUUCUCUGACUGUGUCCCAGUUCCAUGCUACACAAUAAUUUGAAGCAGAAGUUGUAGUCUGUAAUGUGUUCACACUCUAAAGUGACAAAAUUUAUUCUACUCACAAAAGUUAGUAUGACUACUAAAAAACUUUAGAUUUUGGAGUGUGCUAUUGAGGUACACUAUUCUCCCACGAUGCAAUCUACAAAGGAAAGAGAGGAGCUCCUAACGGCUGGGAAAGACAAAGAAGACUAAACAAAUGUUGAUCAUUGUGAAACAGCCCCAGAAAGAUAUUGGAAAAAUAUUAAAUCUAUGAAAAAAACA
This is a messenger RNA of Xiphias gladius (swordfish), 1381 nucleotides long. It is a transcript of the gene chchd1, whose product is annotated as coiled-coil-helix-coiled-coil-helix domain containing 1. Gene Ontology annotation, molecular function: RNA binding. The record is from RefSeq and is a predicted model, not a curated record. The transcript has 3 exons. Gene Ontology annotation, cellular component: mitochondrion; nucleoplasm; mitochondrial ribosome. Lineage: Eukaryota; Metazoa; Chordata; Actinopteri; Istiophoriformes; Xiphiidae. The coding region runs from base 1 to 369 and encodes 122 amino acids. Gene Ontology annotation, biological process: mitochondrial translation.